This is a messenger RNA of Neltuma alba, 1012 nucleotides long. Its product is annotated as UDP-glycosyltransferase 87A2-like. Gene Ontology annotation, molecular function: UDP-glycosyltransferase activity. The coding region runs from base 112 to 888 and encodes 258 amino acids. NCBI's taxonomy places the organism in Eukaryota, Viridiplantae, Streptophyta, Magnoliopsida, Fabales, Fabaceae. The transcript has 2 exons. The record is from RefSeq and is a predicted model, not a curated record.
UUGUCGGUUGAUCUUUUGGAUGAGCAACGUGAGCAUGUUCAGCGCAUCUCUUCGUCGCAGCUCACUGAUCUACGCAAGCUACUCCGCGAAAGCGAUCUCAGGUUUUUGGAGAUGUCCCUGGAUUGCAUUCCAGGAUUAGCCAAAACUGAUUGGCUCCUUCUCAAUACGAUCCAAGAAUUAGAGGCGGAACAAAUAAAUCAUCUAAAAGCUAUAUUCCCCUUUCCUGUCUAUCCCAUAGGCCCCGCCAUACCUUUUAUGGAACUUCAACCACCAAAUAAUUCAUCGACGACGACCAAUAACGCUGACCAUAUAUUAAAGUGGCUAGAUUGUCAGCCAAGUUUGUCAGUACUGUACAUCUCUAUGGGUAGUUUCAUUUCAAUGUCUCAGCCCCAGAUGGAAGAAGUUGCUUCAGCUCUGAAAACCAGCGGGAUUCGUUUUCUGUGGGUGGGUCGUUCAGACGCAAAAUGGCUGCAAGAGAAAUGUGGGGAUAAGGGUGUGGUGGUGUCAUGGUGUGACCAAUUGAAGGUGUUGUGCCAUGCUUCCGUUGCCGGAUUCUGGAGCCAUUGUGGAUGGAAUUCAACUCUGGAAGCAUGCUUCGCAGGUGUGCCAAUCCUGGGAUUUCCUAUGUUUCUGGAUCAGUUCUCGAAUUGCAGGCAUAUUGCGGAAGUGUGGAAGAAUGGAUGGAAGGUGGGUGGUGAGAGAUCAGAGGACUUUGUAACGAAAGAAGACAUACUGAAAGUGCUCAAGAUGUUGAUGGACGUUGAGAAUGAGGAAGGGAAGAAGAUUAGAGAGAAAGCAAAAGAAGUAAAGGCGUUUUUUCGCAGAGCAAUUGCCAACGGAGGUUCGUCCGACAUCAACAUGGAUGUUUUCGUGAAAGACGUGAUUUAGGAAAAUUAUAUAUUUAUUAUAUUAAUUAAUAUUAAUAGUAUUAAUAGUGGAGAGCAAGCUAUUGUGAGAAGUCUAAUUUUUCCUAGGAUUAACCCUUUUGUUGGUAGAAUUGUAUUAUGCCACC